Molecule: messenger RNA, 726 nt
Organism: Vigna unguiculata (cowpea)
Lineage: Eukaryota; Viridiplantae; Streptophyta; Magnoliopsida; Fabales; Fabaceae
Source: RefSeq, a predicted model, not a curated record
GUCGUUGUUGGACCCCACGGCACCACUGUCCCUCAUAUAUUGCAAUAAAACAAAGAAAAGGUUGAGAAUUGAAGAGAGAGAAGCACCCCUUUGGCUUUUCCAUUGUUGUUCUUGCCAUGGAGGAGUUUCAAAGAUCAAGGUCUUAUGCGAAUGGCCAAAUGAUGCAGAUUGAGACCUACUAUGGAGCUCCUACCAGAUGUUACAGUGCUUCCUAUGCUCAAACUCAGAUUCCUCAGAGGGACUUCAAGUUGAAGAAAGGGAAAAGCAUUUCUGCAGCUUCUUCUUUCUCCAAGUCUUGGGCCUUAUCUGAUCCCGAGCUUCAGAGGAAGAAGAGGGUUGCCAGCUACAAAAUGUAUUCCGUCGAAGGCAAGAUCAAAGGCUCCUUCAGAAAGAGCUUCAGGUGGCUCAAGAACAAGUAUUCUCAAGUCGUUUAUGGCUGGUAGUGCUACUGCUUCAAAAUUAUUCCUCCUUUUUUUACAUCUAUCAACUGUGUUUAUCAGAAGAAUCUGUAGAUUAAUCAUUCAUGGAUUAUCAUCGCUUUACUUGAAUUCGUCAAAGCUUUUUUUGUCUAUAUGUGGAAUAAUCUGUUACUUUUUAUUGGGUCCUGGAAGAUCUUCUCUCUGAGGGUUCACAUCGAUUUAUAUUUGUUCUGUUGUUCAUGAUUUUUUAACUGAAUCAUCUGUAGUAAUGAGUAUUUGGAUCCAAUAAACGAUCUUCUACUUUUAA